This is a messenger RNA of Hypoxylon fragiforme, 1866 nucleotides long. RefSeq lists its product as uncharacterized. The transcript has 3 exons. The coding region runs from base 181 to 1476 and encodes 431 amino acids. Gene Ontology annotation, biological process: protein import into peroxisome matrix, docking. The record is from RefSeq and is a predicted model, not a curated record. Gene Ontology annotation, cellular component: peroxisomal membrane; peroxisome; peroxisomal importomer complex. Gene Ontology annotation, molecular function: protein binding. Lineage: Eukaryota; Fungi; Ascomycota; Sordariomycetes; Xylariales; Hypoxylaceae.
GUUCAAUCAUGAACAAAUACCGAGGCCGAGGCCGUUUUUGACCUUUUCCCGUCUCUCACUCACACUCUCUUGUAGAGGCCGUUUUUCAAUCAUCACUCUUUUGCAAACCGUUGUCUUUUUUAACAUUAUAUUUUAUUAUAUUCAAAUUCUUGAAACCUUUUUAUACUUCUUUCAAUUGAAAUGGCGUCACCGCCUAAACCUUGGGAGCGUGGUGGUUCUACUACUACACCAUCAGCAACGGCCACCGGUGUAAAUCUACCUCCAACUACCAACUCAAAUGCUGUCGCGACCUCGUCAUCAACAAGUCCUACUGGUGCUUCUUCUGCCACUGGCACUCCAGCUAUCCCUCCUCGUCCCGACUCCCUGAACUCGACCGUGAACCAGAAUGCGUCAGCGUACAGUCGCGCACCAUACAAUUCCGCAUACAGCCCCUACCAAUCUCCCUACUCUAGAUAUGGGGGCUACGGUGGCGGAAUGGGUGGCGGAAUGUAUGGUGGUUAUGGCGCGAUGGGAGGUAUGGGAACAAUGGGAGGCAUGGGGGGUUACGGCAGCAUGUAUGGGGGAGGCAUGUACGGCGGUAUGCCGGGAAUGAUGCCAAACGACCCGAACAAUCCCAACAGCUUGACUAGCAGCUUUAACAACAGCACCCAAGCUACCUUUCAAAUGCUCGAAGGAUUUGUUGGUGCCUUUGGUGGCUUUGCCCAGAUGCUGGAAAGCACAUAUAUGGCAACACAUUCAAGUUUCUUUGCCAUGGUCUCCGUGGCUGAGCAAUUCAGCAAUUUGCGCAACACUCUCGGAUCCGUUCUCGGCAUUUUCACCUUCAUGCGUUGGCUUCGUACUUUAUUUGCCAAGGUGACGGGCCGACCUCCACCUGUUGACGCGAUGGCACUCACACCCGCGUCUUUUGCUCGUUUUCAGGGACACCAAGCACCUACUGGUGCUAGCGGUCCUUCAAGCCCAUCAAAACCCAGCAGGAAACCCCUUCUCUUCUUCAUCCUCGCAGCGUUCGGUCUCCCAUAUAUCAUGAGCAGGGCAAUUCGUUCCAUCGCCGCCGCAUCCACGCAGGAAGAAGAGCGUAAACGCCUUGGGGUUGCGGGCCAGAAUGCGUCUCUUGAUCCUAGUAAACUCGAAUUUUGUCGUGUACUAUACGACUUCACCCCGGAGACUGGCAACGCUACCCAGGGCGUUGACCUUGCCGUCAAGAAGGGCGACUUCAUUGCUGUCCUCAGCAAGUGUGAUCCCCUAGGUAACCCAAGCGAGUGGUGGCGCUGCCGCGCGAGGGACGGACGACUUGGAUAUUUACCCGCAACAUUCUUGGAGGUAGCGAAAAGACCCGGACAGCCUAUCGCAGCUAUCAAGGCAGCCGAGAGCGAACCAACAUUAUUCGGUAGCUCAAGCCCCCAACCACCUGCAGUUACUGGCAAGGCGGGGGACAUUUCUGCUGAGAGUUUUCAAAAAUCGCAAUUCUAUUCAUAGGCAAAUGAAUUUGUGUCUAAAGAAUCGCUGCCAAAACUAGCAAGCCUGCAGAAUCUACCAAGGUCACGGCGUCCGAAGAAACACGGACGAUUACAUUCAAGCCUCCGCGGCCGCCCCAGUUCCUAUCCCAAUUAGUAUGGCAUAGUUCAUGCCGUGCUCAAGACAUCAGAGUCAACUUGCACAGCCUUCGUCAUCUUUCACCCCAAAACACCCAGACUUUCCUAUCAGAAAUCAUCCCUUCACUGCUUAUGCUAGCCGGGGCUAGUCUUGGCGUUUGCGGACUCUCGUGAGACAUGGAAUUUAGCAUCAUGGGGCGAGGGAAUGGGGGUUUCGCUUACGAAUACGAUCGUUGAAUGGCUGGAUAUUCUUAUAAAACCAAAGGACUAAGAU